This is a messenger RNA of Pungitius pungitius (ninespine stickleback), 687 nucleotides long. RefSeq names its product fatty acid binding protein 4a (gene fabp4a). Bases 87 to 491 code for a protein of 134 amino acids. Gene Ontology annotation, biological process: fatty acid transport. Gene Ontology annotation, molecular function: fatty acid binding. The transcript has 4 exons. The record is from RefSeq and is a predicted model, not a curated record. Gene Ontology annotation, cellular component: cytosol; nucleus. Lineage: Eukaryota; Metazoa; Chordata; Actinopteri; Perciformes; Gasterosteidae.
AGUCUCUUCCCACACCGGAGGAGAGUUGAACCCAGAGUCACUCCGCAGCUCGUUCCCCAGGAUAUCACAGCAGAAACACUGCAAACAUGGUUGAGAAAUUUGUUGGGACGUGGAAGAUGAUUUCCAGCGAGAACUUUGAUGACUACAUGAAAGCGAUUGGUGUGGGCUUUGCGACCCGCCAGGUGGGGAAUCGGACCAAGCCCAAUUUGAUAGUGACCAUGGAAGACGACGGGUUUGUGUGCCUGAAGUCUCAGAGCACCUUCAAAACUACUGAAAUCAAGUUCAAGCUCAACGAGCCGUUCGACGAGACGACCGCAGACGAUCGGAAGACUACGACCGUGGUGACUCUGGAGAACGGCAAACUAGUGCAGAAACAGACCUGGGAUGGCAAAGAGACGAAUAUCGAGAGGGAGAUCACGGACGGCAAAUUAAUAGCGAAAUGCAUUAUGGGGGACGUGAUCGCAGUGAGGACGUACGUGAAGGAGGCGUGAUGGGGAUCCCCCCUCUUCGGCCCACUUGAUGGAUGCAUUGCCGGAUGACGGGGCUCAGUUCAAUGAGCGUUAAAACUUAAAGACAUGGCCUGCUCUUUUAUAUUAUCUUCACUGUUGCCAAAAAAAUCCAAUUCUCCAACAUGACAUAUUUGGAAUUGUUGUGGGAAUUUGAAUAAACACAUAAAAUUUGUCAAAA